AUGCUAACAGUUGAGAGGCCGGUCCGCCUGGCUGGUGGAAACAACCCCUGCUCUGGUAGAGUGGAGAUCCUCCACCAAGGACAGUGGGGCACAGUGUGUGACGAUGGCUGGGACAUGACUAAUGCUCAGGUGGUGUGUAGACAGCUGGGCUGUGGCAGGGUCCUGUCAGCACCACAUAAGGCAGGCUUUGGACAGGGCAGUGGGCCUAUUUGGUUGGAUGAUGUCACAUGCACAGGCAGCGAAUCAGAGCUCAGCGAGUGUACACACCGAGGGAUUGGAUCUCACGACUGUGGUCACCACGAGGAUGCUGGUGUGGUUUGUGAAGCUGGUUCACCAGUGAGGCUGGUCAACUCUGACCGCUGCUCUGGCAGAGUGGAGGUCUACCAUGAAGGACAGUGGGGGACAGUGUGUGACGAUUUCUGGGACCUGAACGAUGCCAACGUAGUGUGCAGACAGGUGGGCUGUGGCAGGGCUCGUUCAGCACUACAAAAUGCUCCUUUAGGACCGAGCAGUGGACCCAUCUGGUUGGAUAAUGUUGGAUGUUCAGGAAAUGAACCAUCACUAACAGACUGCACACACUCAGGGAUUGGAUCUCACAACUGCAAUCACCAGGAAGAUGCUGGUGUGGUCUGUGAAGCUGGUACACCAGUGAGGCUGGUCAACUCUACCAACCGCUGCUCUGGCAGAUUGGAGAUCUACCAUGAAGGACAGUGGGGGACAGUGUGCGAUGAUGGUUGGGGCUUGAAUGAUGCUAACGUGGUGUGUAGACAGCUGAGCUGUGGCAGAGCUCUUUCAGCACCACUAUAUGCAGCUUUUGGACAGGGCAGUGGACCCAUCUGGUUGGAAAAUGUUGGAUGUUCAGGAAAUGAACCAUCACUAACAGACUGCACACACUCAGGAAUUGGAUCUCACAACUGCAUUCACCAGGAAGAUGCUAGUGUGGUCUGUGAAGCUGGUUCGGUGAGGCUGGUCAACUCUGACAACCCCUGCUCUGGCAGAGUGGAAUUCUUACAUAAUGGACAGUGGGGGACAGUGUGUGACGAUAGCUGGGACUUGAAUGACGCUAAUGUGGUGUGCAGACAGGUGGGCUGUGGCAAAGCUGUGUCAGCACUACAAAGUGCACAUUUUGGACAGGGCAGCGGAUCAAUCUGGUUGGAUGAUGUCUCUUGCUCUGGGAAUGAACCAUGGAUAACAGACUGUGCACACCGAGGAUUUGGGGUCCACGACUGUAGUCACCAUGAAGAUGCCAGUGUGGUCUGCGAACCCAAUUGA
Messenger RNA from Scomber scombrus (Atlantic mackerel), 1272 nucleotides. RefSeq names its product deleted in malignant brain tumors 1 protein-like. The coding region runs from base 1 to 1272 and encodes 423 amino acids. NCBI's taxonomy places the organism in Eukaryota, Metazoa, Chordata, Actinopteri, Scombriformes, Scombridae. The transcript is spliced from 4 exons. The record is from RefSeq and is a predicted model, not a curated record. Gene Ontology annotation, cellular component: membrane.